AAGUUUAAGUCUUGAACUUUUUAGGGUUUAGCAGAAAGUGUCAACAAGCAGCUGCAAAAAUGGGGAGCGGGAAAGCAAAGAAGCCAUCGAAGCUGUCUCACAGAAACCCUAAGAACAAGGGCAGGCCGCUCGGCCCUAAGACGAAGAAGACGAAGGCCCAAUCCCACACCAAGGACAAGAAGAAGAAGGAGAAGAAGCAACGGCUCAGCAGUGGCGGCGGCAAUGGAAACCCAAUUGACGAGAAAGCGAGCAAUCAAAGCAGCCAAAACGACAGCGGUUUAAGCGACGGUGCUGAGGUACAACCGGCAUCGGCUUCCGCGCAGCUCAGCUUCUUCCUGGACAAGUUUCAGUCCGCCAAUGGCGUUCAGCUUUCCUCUCUCGAGUUGGAGUCCUUCAAUGAUAAGUGUAUUCUGGAUCUGUCUGAAAGCUUGGAUCAAGAUGUCAGCAGCUUGUUGAAACAUGUGAAGGAAGCUUUUGGUCCAUCAUGGAAACAAGAACUUUGUGGAAAGGAUCUUGUGGAUGGGAAAAUUGAUCCGGGGAGUCCAGCAGUUCUUAUUAUUAGUACUUCUGCGUUGAGAGCGAUAGAACUUCUUAGGGGCUUCCGGUUGUUGACUAAUGAAUGUCGUGCAGCAAAGCUGUUCUCUAAGCAUAUGAAGGUUGAAGAACAGGUAUCCUUGUUAAAAAACCGCGUCAAUAUCGCUAGUGGUACACCAAACAGGAUAAAGAAGCUAAUUGACAUUGAGGCAUUGGGGCUUUCACGACUGUCGGUGAUUGUACUUGACAUGCACCCAGAUGUUAAGGGCUAUUCCCUGAUUACGCUUCCACAAGUCAGAGAUGAAUUCUGGGACUUGUACAAGAACUACUUUCACGAUCGACUACAACAAGGUUCCUUGCAUCUCGGUCUCUAUGGUCCGUUAACAUCUGGGAAAGAGCUUAAGGGGAAAAAGAGGGGACCGAAUGAAUAACAAAUUUUAGUCCAUUUUUUGUGCAAAUUUUGAGCUAUGUCAUGUGUCCUCUCUUAACUUUUAUUCAUUUGAAUCUUGAUAAUAUGAAGUUGUUUUAUGUCCA
Molecule: messenger RNA, 1068 nt
Organism: Pyrus x bretschneideri (Chinese white pear)
Lineage: Eukaryota; Viridiplantae; Streptophyta; Magnoliopsida; Rosales; Rosaceae
Product: protein CMSS1
Exons: 6
Coding region: 60-965 (301 amino acids)
Cellular component (GO): 90S preribosome; nucleus
Source: RefSeq, a predicted model, not a curated record